Cantharellus anzutake is the source of this 469-nucleotide messenger RNA. RefSeq lists its product as uncharacterized. The record is from RefSeq and is a predicted model, not a curated record. The annotation marks the transcript as partial. NCBI's taxonomy places the organism in Eukaryota, Fungi, Basidiomycota, Agaricomycetes, Cantharellales, Hydnaceae. The transcript has 2 exons.
GCGUGUGCUGGCGCGGAGAUUACCGUGGUUUUAUCGACGGCGUUGUUCCUCGUAUAUGUAUCUGCCUCGUGGAAGUGUUUGAUGACAGUGUUUGGAUGCCCAGCCUCAGACUGGGGGACGGCGUGGCCCACGCAACCGCAUGUCGUUGUUGAAGUAUCAUCAGCUUCCCUCAGUUGCAUGUCAAACCUGCCUCGAGGUUGCCUCCUUGUCCGGGUUUCCAUUUUCCUCCCAUGUCUGCACAACAAUACAAUCUGAAUCACAUUUGUCUUCGUCGUCGUUCGAAGACCCCUAGCUAUUCCCAUCGACUCUGUCGUUUUCCAUCGUUCCACUCUCUGUCUAUCGACCAUGUCGGACGUUCUGGUAGGCAUAUCUCCCCAAUGAACGCCGUGUCGAAGCCGUUGGCCUAUCUCUUUCAAUACAGACCGGUGACAUCGUUUCUGUCAACCUCCCCACCGUCGGCCACCGUGAG